Oryzias melastigma (Indian medaka) is the source of this 6279-nucleotide messenger RNA. It is a transcript of the gene trhrb, whose product is annotated as thyrotropin-releasing hormone receptor b. Bases 412 to 1605 code for a protein of 397 amino acids. Gene Ontology annotation, molecular function: thyrotropin-releasing hormone receptor activity. The transcript has 2 exons. The record is from RefSeq and is a predicted model, not a curated record. Lineage: Eukaryota; Metazoa; Chordata; Actinopteri; Beloniformes; Adrianichthyidae. Gene Ontology annotation, cellular component: membrane. Gene Ontology annotation, biological process: phospholipase C-activating G protein-coupled receptor signaling pathway.
UUUUGGUGUUCAUCAUAGGUGAAAAAAAACAGAGCCGCGGGAUGAAACGUGUUGCAUUGUGAGGUUGAGCAGCUGGCUUUGUUGAUGCCCAACGUUCUGGGUUGUCAUAAUGUAAUGGAAUAAUCCGCACUGCAUGCGUAGGAGAGCUCCUGCCAGGAUUUCGGCUCAAAAGCGAAGCGACAUCUGCGAAAACACAGUUCGUUCUGACGCGCGGGGAGGAAACGCAUCGCUUUUUACGCACAGCGCGAGCGCCGAUUCAGGCUCGAACCCAAACGGUUUUGCGCUGGAUUCGUGUGCAAUUACCACUUUUGCUCCUGUUAAAGCUUGACCAACACUUAAUCAACUAUUUGAACUCCGCAGGUUUCUCAUUUUGGUCGCGCGUAAAACCACUCCAGUUUUGCGGAUUACAAGAUGGAAAACUUCUCAUUUCCAGAGCUGAACCACACUUUGGGGAUUUGGUCGGACUACAGCAUGCAGUACAAAGUUGUAAGCAGUUUGUUGCUUUUUGUGAUCUGCGCUUCGGGCAUCGUUGGAAACAUCAUGGUCAUCCUGGUGGUUCUCACCACCAAACACAUGAGGACUCCGACCAACUGCUACCUGGUCAGUCUGGCUGUGGCUGACCUGAUGGUACUUACGGCCGCUGGUCUGCCGGCCAUCACGGACAGCAUCUUUGCAACUUGGGUGUUUGGCCGCUAUGGGUGUCUCUGUAUCACCUACUUCCAGUACCUCGGGAUCAACGCCUCCUCCUGCUCCAUCACAGCCUUCACCAUUGAGAGGUACAUUGCCAUCUGCCACCCGAUUAAAGCCCAAUUUCUGUGCACCUUGUCCAGAGCAAAGAAGAUCAUCUUGUUUGUUUGGGCUUUCACUUCGAUUUACUGCGUAAUGUGGUUCUACCUGUCAGACAUCCAGGAGCUGGUGUACGACAACAUCACCAUCAUCACCUGCGGCUACAGGGUCCCCAGAAAAUUUUAUUUGCCCGUGUAUUUUUUCGACUUUGGCGUCUUUUUUGUGCUGCCGCUGCUGCUCUCCGCAGUCCUGUACGGACUUAUUGCCAGAAUUCUUUUUCUCAACCCGCUUCCCUCUGAACCCAAAACGAAGAAGAAGAACGGAGCAAACAACCCGAAGGCGAGCUGCAAGAACUCCCGUCACUCCAGCUCCACCUCAACGUCGCGCAGACAGGUAACCAAGAUGCUGGCAGUGGUGGUGAUCCUGUUCGCCGUGCUCUGGAUGCCCUACCGCACUCUAGUGGUGGUAAACUCCUUCUUGGACCAGGCUUACUUGGACAGCUGGUUCCUGCUUUUCUGCAGGAUAUGCAUCUACCUCAACAGCGCCAUCAACCCGGUCAUCUACAACGCCAUGUCUCAGAAGUUUCGUGCAGCUUUCCAGAAGAUCUGCAGCUGCGGGGCGAAGGGUUCAGACAAGCCUGCUGCCUACAGCGUGGCUCUCACCUACAACGUUGUCAAAGACACCUCGCUGGUGGAAAGCACCGACCACUUCUCCACAGAACUGGAGGAUCUUACAGUGACGGACGAGCUGCUGUCAGAUCAGAAGAGGAUGUUCUCCGACCCCGGUGCUUAUGGGAAGACGAAUUCCAGUGAAGCCUGAGGUCAGUUUAAGGUCAGGCAGGAGGUUCUGUGGCCCAACUGAGAAUUAAAUACUUUCAAAGUGUUGCCUAAUGGAGUCUCUUAAGUGGGAAAUUCUGUUUGCUGAGUGCCUGCUGACCUUUCAAAGCCACACUGAUGCUGUUCUCAGAAGGCAAAGAUGGUGAUGGAUACGUUUAAGUACUGACUUAGCCCAGAAUGACCCUGGACUGUGUAAAGCCACAAAAAAUGUCAUCACCCAUGUCUUUUGUUAGACAUUCACACAAUGUAACUGUGAACAAAACACCUUCACCGUUAAAAAUAUAUCGCAACGCAAAUGAAAACUCUUGUUUCUUCAAACUGAAAAAUGUCCAGGCAUGCUGGUAACCCCACGGGGAUAGAUGGCUGACCGAAAAGAACCAAAAACUUUAGACGUCCUGCAGGAUGGUUCACAGAUGCCAAAGACAAAACUCCAUUAUCUUAGAUUUUUUUCAACCAAAAUCUUGAUCAUCUGUUGCCGUGACGACCGGAGGCAUCACUGCUCCUCCUGAAGUUUUCAGCAUGAACGGUUUACUUUGUAAUGACUCACACAUGAACAUUCACUGAGGGAAUCCUGUUCUUCACCGUGGGGAACAUGAGGAAGGAAUUCAGCUGAACUGAGCUGUGGGAUAUUGAGGCAUUUACAGUGAUGUACACCAAUGUUUUCAUUCAUUUGAGAGGAAAAAUUCUCAUGACAACAGCACACACGUAACUUUGUAACUUAGAGGGUUGGGUUAUGAUUCUGUGACAAGCAUUGAUGGAGUCCGUUUGUGGAGACAGAACUAUGGGUUCUUCUAGUUUUAGGCGUAUUCUACAGCUUAGUAAUGUAUUGAACCGUUGACUGUAUUAAGAAACUGGACUGAGUAGCUCCUCCCACUUCACGUUCCAAAUUGGAAAUGCCUGCCGGUUCCAAGAAGGAAAAAUCCAAUAAAAUUUAAUAGAGAAAUAAACAGCUAUUACUCAGUCAUUGCGUUUGUCAGAAAAAAACUUUCUUACUCUGAUAUCUUUUUUUUUCACGAUUUUUAUUCAAGUUCUAAACUGACCAAUCAAAAGUAUGUGGUCUCACAUCAAAUAUUCAAAACGUUUGAUUGACAGAUUCUCCCAAGCGUGCUUUCAAGGGAUGAUGACUUCCAAAAUCCUGCCUUCUGAUUGGCUUGAGUGGUUGCCAUAGAAACUUUGACUCAAACCAACUUGGACCAAUCCCUGUUCACUGACAAUUCAUGGUUCCAAUAUGGCAACGACCAUAUCGCAAAAUAAAAAAUAAAAAAAAUGGCAACUAAAUUCACUUCGGUUGGACCGACUGGUUGGAGCCAAAAGUAAACCAUUUUCUAUGGAUGAUGUCACACUCGCUCUGUCCAGUUCUCACAUACAGUCAAUGGAUUAAACAUGGCGCACAACGUCUUUGUUUAUAGUCUUUUUUGUAUUGUUUGGAAUUUUUUUUGGAUUUUGGAAUUUGGAAUCGAUGUAGCCUGAAGAAGGCGUGCCAUGUUCAUGCUAAAAUUAGCUUGUUUCAUGAAAUAAUCUAAACAUGGCAGCAGCUGCUUAAGAUGCACAGAUCAUCAGGACAUUAUUUGCAGGAGAAGCAACACUAACAAGUAGACUGGUCACAGAGAUGGCUUUUGUCAGGCUGAUGAGUAAAGCUGCACAUGAGGAUACAGUAAGUCUAUCAGGGAGCACAGGAUUCCUACAAUAUAUACUUAUUUUGCUAUUAAAGAGGCUUUCUUCAUACAUUAUUUAAAUAAAAGUAAAAUAUAUAUAUAAAAUACAUAACUUUUAUGUAAAACCAUCAGGAAUGAUGCACGUAAUCGAUGCACAAAAGCUACAGCUGUAGGAGUUUGAUGUCAUGCUGCUGUUCCUGCACAUAAAUCUGUGUUUAAGGAAAAGUUUUAUAACAUACUCAUGAAGUGAUUGUCUCCAAUUAUUGUUUGCUUCACCAACACAAUGACUUGGAAAUCAGAUGCUCCAAAUUUAAUUCCUCUUGCUCUGUUUUUUUUUUUUUUCAAAAAACCUUGGAUUCGUGCAAUAACCAAAGACAGUUUUUAGUUUUUUGAGCAAAUCUUCCCAUUACUACUCUAAAUAAGUUUCCAUUUUAAGUAAACCAACCUUGGGAAAGUAUUAAAAUGCAGCACUAAAGUUUUUCCACAAAUGCCUUUUUAUUGAUGAAGAGCUUAAAAGGAGGCGCCAUGAAGGCUUGUUAUUAUAGGCUGAAGACCCAAAGUAGACUAGAAGGCUAAAAAUGAUUGCAUUGUGGGAUAUUUUCCAUGGUUUCAGAUGGAACGUAGGCUUAAGUAUACAUCAAGCAAUGAAAAACCAUCUGAAUGCGCUCAAAUGAUUUUCUCUUUUUCAUUUCUACAGCACUAUUUGACAGCAGCCAAAAAAAUAAAAACUGCAGUUUAGAUGUUUGUUUUUUUAUCCCUUUUUAGAGGUCACCACAACAAAUCACUAUGAUUUGGCUUCAGUUUUAGAGUGAAUGGCCUCCCUGACCCAACUCUCUGAUUUACCCAGGGUUUGGGCCGGUACAUGGAAACAAUAGAAGGCACUAGAAACGUGAAGCACCUUUAAGUCCCAGGUAGUCUCAGGUAGACCCAUCCAGGUCAAAGUCAGUCUCGCUACUGAGAUCAGGCAAGGUGGUGAAGAUGGAAAAAUAUCUGUUACUGUAAUUUGUUCCUAUUUUUUCCCAAUUUGAUGAAAUAAAACCAACAAAUAAAAAGUUUUAUUUUGUUUAUUUAACCAAAUGUGGGUAAAUUCUGUUAAAAUGUGCACAACAUGUUUUGUUUUGACUCUCCUGCAUUUUUCCGUACUAAAAAGCAAAAGAAAAUGCUCAAAACUUUAUUCUUUUGAAGAUUAUUCUUUAUACUUUUGAAGAUGUUAAAGUCCAGUUUAGCCAGAAGUGGGACGAUGUAUAUUGUUGACUGACGUCCGUCUGUAAAACCUGUUGUAUUUUCAACAUUUUAUUCGUCUAACUGAACGGAAACUAGAAUCUUUUCAUGGUGUUCGAGUUUGGUUUGCUUUUUUAUUUUUUUCAUUAUUAGAAAAUCUAAUAUAUGUUAACAAUUAUGACAACAUAACAAAGAAGAAAAAAAGAAGAAAAAUUGAUAAAAUGACUGAAAAAAAAAAAAAAAAAAAACUUGGAAUCAUAUCUUUAUUGUUAAAAAUGUGGGCGAGUUGCAGAUGAGGAGGAUGAUUUACAGCAGCGAUCCCUAAAGGGAGCAGCUAAAAAGAUACUGAGGACAAAUAAUGUUUUAUUUAAAUAUUUGAAACAUAUUUAUUUUAAAGCAAAUUUAAAAUGUUAGCUUUAAUCUGAAAAUGGCCAACUUAUUUUUUUCUAACCUCAUUGUCCUAAUUCAGGAUUAUAUAUUUAUAUAUGCAUACAUAAAAAUGUAAAGAAAGGAAGUUUUUAUUUUUUUAUUUAUUAGAAGAAGGUUAUCAGUUUGGGUAAUAUUGUAAAUCUAUCAGCAGGAUGUAAGUGAACCAGUGCAAAUAUUUAACCAGGAACUUCACUUGGUUUAUAUUAUGAAGCUGAUCCCACAGUUUCAUCUAUUUUCUGAAAAUAACUUUAGAGUUUAUAAAUGUAAAUAGUAAGUUUAACUACUUUUGAAAGCACACUUGGAUUAAUCUCUACUUAAAUUUUAAAGGAUAACAACCUCCCACACUAGAGUGGAACAUGGCAUAAAACUCACUAACCAGCAGCAAAAGAGAAUGAAGGCAAUCAGUAAAAAAUAAAUAAAUAAAAUAUAUAUUUUUUAAUUGUGAGAUUAAAAUCAGAAUCUCAAAAAUGUAUCAAACAUAAAGGUGACAUUUAGAGAAAGAAAUUGAAAUCCUGUCUCAAAAUUAUAAUUUUUUUGUCUCAUCUACAUUGGAGAACACUGUUUUUUUUACUUUGGUCACAAUUAUAGAAAUAAAGUCAACCUGAUAAGUAAAAAAAAUAGCUUAUUUCCAAAAUAAAAGUAUUUAAAAAUAAAUAAACUUUAACUUUAAGCUCUAAAUUCAAUCAUUAAAACUAUUUAUUUUUUGUUCUCAUCAUUUCAAGAUUAAAGAAAGAAUUCUGGAAGAACUCUGACUUUUAAUUUGAAGAAAUCUCUUGUUCUGACUUUUGUCUCGUGGCCUUAACAUACUGAUAAUCAUUACCGGUUACGAUCUUGCAUCCAAACAGUGGACUCGCUGCUCUGUAAAUAGCAGAACUCGCUGUUUGUACGGUUCCCACAGUGUUGUAAUUUUGCUGUACCCGAUGAGACAAAGUGAAUUCAGUGUUUUCUUGCUUCUGGAUUCUGUGACAUGUGAAACUAAUGAACCCAUGCUUUGCUCAUGCUGCUUCACAUCGCUGAGCUGCGAACACAUCCGUUGACAGUGAGCUGUGUAACUGCAGACGUGCUUGUGUUGUGUGGUGUUUUGUCACUUCCCAGGCUGUGGAUGAGUGGCACAUUGUGCUCAGCGGCUGAAGGGCUGCGAAAAGAGCAUUUGCAGAUUUAAACAUUCAUGUGAGCACACAGAACGUAGUUUUCUAGACAUUUGUGUCCUUAUUGUCACUGCAGCUUUGUGCGGAUUCCCUUGAGAAGUUUCACUGGAAACCUUUGCUUUGGUCUUGUUUCUUAGAUUGUUGUGACCCUGUGAAUGUGUUGCUCUAUCUUUCUGUUUUAAUAAAGUUUUUUCUGAAGUUCUA